Molecule: messenger RNA, 807 nt
Organism: Sordaria macrospora k-hell
Lineage: Eukaryota; Fungi; Ascomycota; Sordariomycetes; Sordariales; Sordariaceae
Source: RefSeq, a predicted model, not a curated record
AUGCAGACACUUCCCCCGGAAGCAGACCCCGACCUGUACUGGCAGACCCACAGACCGCCAUACCUCCAGGACACCCCCUGGCACCACAACAACCCCUACCUCGACCUCCCGCGGUCAUACCUCGCGAGGUGGAUAGGAGAAAAGACCGGACACUACGACUUCCACUCGUACCAUGACCGUUUCAACCACCCCCCCGAAGCAUACAAGAACUGCUUCUGCGGAGAACCCCUCGAGAAAGGACACUUCUCACUAUGCCCACUCGUGGCCUACAAGAACCCACUGGCAACAAAAGACACUCCCAGUGCCUUCGGUUCAAACUACGCCACUUACCUAAACAGGAUACACAACCUCAAGGCCGAUGGAUACACCGGCGCCCGCGCUAGGGCGGACGGCAGUAUCUACGGCAUCAGAACGAUCAGGCCGGAGACCCCGGACCCAGACGACGAACCACUACCCUUCGAAAUGCCGGGACACGCACCGGCCGAAUUGGAAGGAAUCAACUACGACGGACGAACGGUAGGAAGGCUGGAGGAGGACACGGAGAUGGAGGAGGAGGAGGGGGAAGGAGGGGAGGAAAAGGCGAAGUCAGACGACUCCCCCUUUAUGUUGAAAGACGGACUACUGACAAAGGAUUACAAGCUGGUAGUCCCAGAAGACGAGAACUUGCGCACCAAGCUCAUCGAGGCGGCACAUUGCCCCGUCACGUCGGCCCACCCUGGUCGGAACAAGACCAAACGAAUAGUUUACAAGCGAUACUGGUGGGCAGGCAUGGCGGAAGACGUGGAUCGUUAUAUCAAUAACUGCUGA